Messenger RNA from Erythranthe guttata (spotted monkey flower), 768 nucleotides. NCBI's taxonomy places the organism in Eukaryota, Viridiplantae, Streptophyta, Magnoliopsida, Lamiales, Phrymaceae. The record is from RefSeq and is a predicted model, not a curated record.
UUACGCGACUCUGAAUGAAUUUUGAGAAAAUAGCGUCAUUUUUCCUUAUCCAAGGAGUAAUGUAUUGGUGCUUAGACCAUUGCUUAUCUUUUUUUGAUACUCGUCGAUUUUUCUGUUUUAUUCUUUUUUCCUGCCGAAAUAGAUUUAUUUUGGUGGUUCGAUCAUUUAAUAUUAGAAAGCAUCUCUUGUGACACCCUUUGUCGUUGUUUAAUGGUUGUUCAGGGUGCUGAACUUGCUGCACAGGAAGGAAAGAGUGCAGCAGCUUUGGCAGCUUGUAGGACAUUGGCUGAAGAGCUGACCGAGUUGCGGUUUCCAGCUCCUAGGAUUCUUGCUUUUAAGGAGGGGAGCUCUCAAGCUCGAUAUUUUGUCUCUCGUUUGAUACCAGCACAUAAAGAUCCUCCUUAUGAACAGGAGGCAAGAUUCCCUCAGCUACGAACAUUGAAUGCAGAACAGAGGACAAAGCUGAAAAGUAGUUUUAUUCACUUUGAUGAUCCUAGUUUUUGCGAGUGGAUGCGCACUUUGAAAGUAUCGCCCCCAGAACCAAGAUGAGAGAGAUGCUUCAUUAGACUUGUUUUUUUGUUGUAGAUGUUUUCUCCGUGCACGACGUUUGUUACGUUUUUGCAUCAUAUCAUUCUCAUACUUGUUUUUCGUUGUACUUGGAUAAUUCAUAUUUUUAUUUUUGUUUUUACGACAUUAUACACAAUUCUUAAAUGAUCGAAAUUGCGGUAAUAAAAGAGGUUGGAUACAUUCAUGAAUGAUCCGGUUCUA